Messenger RNA from Verticillium dahliae VdLs.17, 1167 nucleotides. RefSeq names its product zinc finger protein. The record is from RefSeq and is a predicted model, not a curated record. NCBI's taxonomy places the organism in Eukaryota, Fungi, Ascomycota, Sordariomycetes, Glomerellales, Plectosphaerellaceae. Gene Ontology annotation, molecular function: RNA polymerase II cis-regulatory region sequence-specific DNA binding; DNA-binding transcription factor activity, RNA polymerase II-specific. Gene Ontology annotation, biological process: regulation of transcription by RNA polymerase II. Bases 1 to 1167 code for a protein of 388 amino acids. The transcript has 6 exons. Gene Ontology annotation, cellular component: nucleus.
AUGUCUCCCUCGCCCACCCCUCAACCCUGGGACCAGUGGUCGCAACAGCAGCAGCAGCAGCAGCAGCAACAGCAGCAGCCCCAACAUCACUCUGGAUAUCCCCUGAUGGAUCAGUCUGUGUUCCCUCAGUAUGCCUCCCAGCCAACACAGUAUGAUCCCAGGACAAGCCAGUAUGAUCCGAGAACUGUUGUCACCUCUGGUCCCCUCGUCGCACCUCACAUGGCUACUCACUAUGUGACAGCACCAGCCUAUGGUGCAUCUCCCAUCUCGAACAUGAAGCCUCACUUCCCCGCACAGACUCACUACUCCUACGGGCAGUACGACCAGCCUGCGGGCCACCUAGCCAUGGCUUACUCUUCGCAUCCCGCCUCCCCAAUGACCCCGGGUCCCAUGAACACAAAGGAUAUUACCUACAACAAGCCUGCUCUUCAGAAGAGGAAAGAUAAGGAGGAGCUUGCAAGCAGCAACUCCUCCGAGGCUGGUGCUGGCAGCGUCAAGUCAGAACCCUCUUCCCCUCAUCCAUCCAGUACAGAUGGUAGCCAGGAAACUACCGACAAGGUGAAGAAGUACAGGUGUCCCUACGACGGAUGCCCCAAGAGCUUCCAGCAGAGCACACAUUUGGAAACACACAAGCGCGCCCAUACUGGCGACAAGCCCUACAAAUGCGAGUGGCACGGAUGCGGACGUCGAUUCUCGCAACCUGGCAACUUGAAGACACACACCCGACUUCACACUGGCGAGCGCCCUUUUGAGUGCGAGAUGUGUGGAACCUGCUUCGCGCAACGCGGCAACUUGACUGCGCACAAGGCUACACACAGCAAGACGAAGCCCUUCGUCUGCAAACUUGACACAUGCAACAAGUGCUUCACGACACGCGGAAAUCUCAAGAACCACCAGAAUAAGUAUCACAAGGAGACAAUCGCCCAGCUUGUUGACUGGAUCAUUUCUCUUACGGACGUUGACGCUCUGUCGCCCAAAGACCGUGACCUGCUCUGGUACUUUUCCAAUAUCUACAAGAACAGCAACAAGGGCAUCAAGGGUCGAGGUCGCGACCGGCGAGUCAGCGAGGUCCGCAUGGGCAAGACAAAACUCAACUCGCCCGGUAUGGGCCUUCCACGAUCAAAGAUGCUAGACUCCUCCUUCUCCCGCCUUGGACUCGGCUUCUGA